UAUGAGAUUGAUAUUACAUAAUCUUCCUUAAUCACACAGAAAUAUAGCAAUUAAUUGCUUCUCUCUCACUCUCUCUAAAAGUAGAGAAUUUCCCCAUAUAAAAAAGCCUCGAUUGUCGUAGUUGGCAGCAAUUAUUGCUUUUCUUUCCCCUUCCAGUAAGGUGUAAGGCGAAUCUUGAUACGCCAUGGUUUUUUUGCACCAGCUUGAACAGGCCAUGCAGUCCAUCCAGAGCCACACAACUUCAGGAACUAUGCAACAGAUCUAUCCUCUGGGACAACCUCCGCCGGCCAAGCAUUACAGUCCAUUUUCAUCCUUGCCAAGGAAAGAGCCUAAAUUGCAUGCAGCCCAGAAGCACCGGCUGGCAGAGCAGAACAGAAGGAACAGAAUCAGCGGCCAAUAUGCCACCCUCCGUGCCAUCCUCCCCAGCCUACCCAAAACGGAUAAGAGUAAGCUCAAAAAGGCUUUUGUGCUUGCUGAGACAAUCCGUAGGGUGAAGGAACUUAAGAAGCUUGUAUCAGAGAAGAGAGCAGCCAAUCGUGAAGCCAGGGGAUGUGGGUUACCCAGUGGGGCAGAUAGGCUGAGCUUAGAACAGUGUGAUGGUGGUGAAGGGAUGGUGAAGGCGGUACUGAGCUGUGAGGACAGGCAGGACAUAAUGGCAGAACUGAGCAGAGCUCUGAAAACGGUGAAGGUGAAGCUGGUAAGAGCUGAGAUGGUGACUGUUGGUGGAAGGUGCAGAUUUGCUUUGUGGGUGCAGGGGCCCAAAGAAGGACCAGGGGUGCUUAAGAGGGUUUUGGAGGCUGUUAUGAGGAGGCCUUCAUGGAUUGCUAGAAAACCGAGAAAUGAUUGGCGUACUCCAGCCCCCAGCAGCUAACAAGAAUGCCUUUUUUCUCGAAAAAUGUCUUGUUUUUCUUCGAGUACCAUCUAAGAAACACAUCUACUGACAUGAGGCAUGGAUAUAACACAGUACCGAUACAUUCAUGCAUCAUUUUCUAAAAAUUUAGGACACGAAAUUUAGGACUUCUUUACCACGAACAGUAUCUACAUGCUUACCAGACACCAUCAAUAAAGAUUUGACCGUUUAAAAGAAAUAGGUAUCAUUUUCUGCAUUUCUCCUUGUCAAAAAUUUAAUGAUGACCAACAAAAUAUGAGUGUUAAACCGUAAGUACCUAAGUAUUAUUCUUUUGGUAAAGAGAUUUGGUAGGUCGGUCUCAGAAAAGGCUGAUGAACUCAUUCUUCUCUCCCCAACCAAAUCCCAUCAAACUCAAAAACAGUCAACGUUCAAAGUCUUUAUAUAACCAUCAUGGCCCAAUGCUCCUUCAACUCAAGUCAACAAGCUGAAUCAAUACAGUUGAAAAGGCUUGUCUCAUUCUUAUUCAACCA
Momordica charantia (bitter melon) is the source of this 1380-nucleotide messenger RNA. Its product is annotated as transcription factor bHLH131-like protein. Gene Ontology annotation, molecular function: DNA-binding transcription factor activity; protein dimerization activity. Gene Ontology annotation, biological process: regulation of DNA-templated transcription. Lineage: Eukaryota; Viridiplantae; Streptophyta; Magnoliopsida; Cucurbitales; Cucurbitaceae. The record is from RefSeq and is a predicted model, not a curated record.